This is a messenger RNA of Harpegnathos saltator (Jerdon's jumping ant), 4018 nucleotides long. RefSeq names its product loricrin. Lineage: Eukaryota; Metazoa; Arthropoda; Insecta; Hymenoptera; Formicidae. The transcript is spliced from 3 exons. Gene Ontology annotation, cellular component: RNA polymerase II transcription regulator complex. Gene Ontology annotation, biological process: positive regulation of transcription by RNA polymerase II. The coding region runs from base 1262 to 2422 and encodes 386 amino acids. Gene Ontology annotation, molecular function: transcription coactivator activity. The record is from RefSeq and is a predicted model, not a curated record.
GGAUUUCUUCCUCUCGCGACGAUUAAUUAAUCCUUACCGCGGCCUCUUUGCGACUUUUGUCUCUUGUCCGAAAGAAUGGAAUCGCCGAAUCGAUCGCGUUUCUCUCGCGACGGAUAUUCCGCGACCGUGUCAGCCGGAUAUGCCUCGGUCUCGAUCCUUGGUGGUCGAUUCGAGCUAUCUAUCCUAGCACGGAACGCGCGCGCGCGCGGCGCGGCGCGACGCGAGUCGGGAACGUGCGACGAAUAAACGAACGAGCAAUUUUCGAGCGCACGUCUCCCGCCUGCCGAUCGAUUCGCGGCCAGACUUAACUUCGGAGAAAGGACUUUUUCACGUGCUUUGUCGAAAUGUCACACACGCGCCGCUUUCAUGCCGCUUUCAGCGAUCCCUUAUCAGCAGCUGACACCGCUCGCCUGUAUCUCGCGAAUUGCGGCAUGAAGCAAAUUCGACCUUUGCCCGAUGAAUUUUCCUCAAAACGAGACAGACAUUAGACACGCUCGCGAUCGGACGAGAACCGAUGCGCGAGGACCGUGCGUUCUCCAAUUUUCCAAAGAACUCGACAAGGACACCCCGUUUCACUCAUUUUAUUCACGCUAUUCACACCGCGUUCGCGCGAAUAAUCGUGGAAUCCGUUCCGUUCGCCGCUUCCAACCCCCGAGCCGUUAUCCCCGCGAUAUUAGACGACAGCAAGGCCGACAGACUGCGAUUUCUCUCACAGCGAAAAGAAAAGGGCCGACCAGGGUCAAUCAGCCGACAAACAGAGCGUCCGAUCGCCCCUGGCCAGCGCGCGUGCGAGCGAGCGAUUUCCCCCUCGUCGCCUCUCGCUCACAAGUCUCUGGCAACCGCUGCCUCCCACGUCUGCGGGAGCCUCGCUCACCUGGCUCACCGCGGUAGCAUCCUCCUGCACUCCCGCAAGUCGAGGACUUUCUCCGAAAGACGGCCAACUAUAUAUAAGCGAGAUGCACGCUGUUUGAAGCACGUUAGACGAAAAUCGUACCGCUCGAGUGCCACGUCGAGCAGGCCACGUGCUCUUUCUCUCUCUUUCUCUCGUCGCUACGUUUCGAUUCUUCGCUCGUACGCGGACAAGUAUCUUGCUUGCAGUAUCUGCCGCGGCACCUGCCGAAGGUCGAGGUUCAGUCGAGCGCGAGGAACGCGAACACACGCAAAUACACGGUCGUGCAUGUGACUUGGCGAGAGAGGACCGAAGGACUCCGGAGCAGCUUUGGCCACUGGAGCAGAUCUCGACCACGUCACGGGGUAUACCAUGAGAUCCGUGAGAAGUCGGGCACCUCUGGCAGUAACCGUGCUGGCCGCGACGGCCUUAUUGCUGAGGCCUAUCCAUGCGGACGCACCUGUCUCGGGUAGCUACUUACCACCGUCUACCAACUAUGGCACACCUAACUUAGGAGGAGGAGGAGGAGGAGGAGGAGGCGGCGGGGGAGGAGGAGGAGGAAUAUCAACAAACUACGGUGCACCUUCCGGCGGUGGCGGUGGCGGUGGAUAUAGCGGUGGUGGCGGUGGCGGUGGAUAUAGCGGUGGUGGCGGUGGUUUCGGAGGUGGUCGACCUUCCUCGAGCUACGGAGCGCCUCCUUCUACGAACUACGGGGCACCGUCCUCCAGCGGCGGUGGAGGAGGCGGUAGUUUCGGCGGUAGUUUUGGCGGCGGAGGAGGUGCUCCUUCUAGCAGUUACGGAGCACCUUCUCCCAGCUACGGUGCCCCGUCUCGCGGCGGCGGCGGCGGCGGUGGUGGUGGUGGUGCUCCCUCCGGCAGCUAUGGAGCGCCUUCCGGAGGACGUCCGUCUUCUACAUACGGAGCGCCUUCCAAUGGAGGCGGAGGUUUCGGCGGUGGCGGCGGUUUCGGCGGUGGCGGCGGUUUCGGCGGUGGCGGUGGUUUCGGCGGUGGUAAACCAUCGUCGACCUAUGGAGCACCUUCCAACGGAGGAAGCAGGCCUUCCUCAACUUACGGCGCGCCGUCCGGCGGUGGCAGUUUCGGAGGUGGUUUCGGUGGAGGAGCUCCCUCAUCGAGCUACGGUGCACCACCUUCCACGAGCUACGGAGCUCCGUCGCAUGGCGGUGGUGGCAGACCCUCGACUAGCUACGGAACACCUAAUACCGGCGGUGGCGGUGGAUAUUCGAGUGGCGGUGGCGGUGGAUACUCCGGUGGUGGCGGCGGCGGCGGCGGCGGCGGCGGUGGCUAUUCCGGCGGUGGCGGUGGAGCGCCACCGUCCUCCACUUACGGAGCACCGUCCUCGGGAGGUGGGGGCGGAUAUUCCGGCAGCGGCGGUUUUAGCGGCGGCUCCGGCGGAUAUUCCGGAGGCGGUGGCGGUGGAGGCGGCAGACCAUCCUCGAGCUACGGCGCGCCGAGCUUUGGCAGCGGAGGUGGGGGUGGACAAAGUUACGCUAGCAACGGAGGAUACCAAUAUUAAUUACCAGACACGUGUUCGCUCACGCGAGACGAACAUCUCUGUGCUCGAUCGCUUCGUCGGCUUCCAGCGGCCUUACGGAUUGCACGAUAUCUAUCCUCUCUCUCUCUCUCCCUCUCUCUCUCUCCCUCUCUCUCUCUCUCUCUCUCUCUCUCUCUCUCUCUCUCUCUCUGAUUACGACAUUCGACUCGAUCGGUUUAACUAAUCAGGUCGUCGUGUCGUAAAACGCAUCCUCUGAUCCUCGCUUCGAGAAGGCAGCUGUACAUGGUUAAUAAUCUCGAGUAAAUCCCGAUACCGUUCGGUGCUGGAGGAGCAACCGAAGAGACCUUUACGCCGCGACUACAUAAGCACGUCUCGUUGUCGUUGUCGUAAUCGCGAGUAUAAAAUCUUUGAUAACUGUGAGAAUAAUCUCGUGCGGAUGCGUCCUUCGUGGGAAGGUUCCUGUCCGGCAGCCGACAGGAACAGAGUACAAAGACGGACGGUUCGUCGCGUCAUAAAUCUACGAAACAUUUCUGUUAAAUGUUUCGCAACGACGGUUUCUCGAAUGGAAAAGUUACGAGUGACAAAAUCCCUUAUUCCUCAUCGAGGCGAUCGUGCAUCCGUGAACAACCAAAAAAAUGAAGCAUAAAUUUCUUCUCUCCCUAUCCCCUCCCCCUUCCUCUCCUCCUGUCCUUUCUUUUCUUUCAGCUAUUAUUAUUACUUUCACGCGCUUCCUAAAAAGAGUGUUUGUUCACGGAGUCUUCCGUUCGACAUCGAAAGACGUGUGCCAGCGAAGAAGGAUGAAGCCGGAGAAUAUAUGAAUGAGAUUCUAUAUCUGGACCCUGUAACUUAUUUAUUUUGUAAAGACGCUUUUUAUACUAAUAAUAAAGCCGCUAUACGCUAAUAAGAAAUGUUGUUUCUCAGACAUCUGUACAACAGACGGUCAAAUAUUCAGGCGGCCGUCGUCUCGCACAAGUUUUGGGAGAAAGGAGAAAGGAGAAGAAAAUACGAGGCAAUAUUUCGUCGGUCGUUCUCUCUCUCUCUCUCUCUCUCUCUCUCUCCUGCUCUUUCCUUUUUCUUUCUUUUUUUUUAUUUUCUUUCAACUGUCGCAACUAUUCACCGUUCUCUCUUAAUUCGAUAAAGGGAUUAGCUUCUUCGCCUUAUUUAUCGCCGAUUAGUUAUCUCGAUGUCCAAUGGCACAUUGGCGUCGAGCUCUUAAGCUCUUAAGGCUCUUUCCUCAACACCCGGACGAUGACGACUACUCGAAGCGAGGUCGUGGAGCUUGCAGCAGUAAGGUUAGUCGGUCGACGCGCGGUCGGCCCGGGUCGAUCUAUCGAUCCCCACGGCUUGGAUAUCAGUAAAGUAUGAAUAAAUAAGAGCUCUCUUUCUAUUCCUGCCGUAUCUAAAAGCGCGCAUCGAUGUCAAAAGCUCCCCGGCCUUCGUCUCGGCCGGCUCGAUUCGAGUGUGUGUGUGUGUGUGUGUGUGUGCCGCCGCGUGCCUGUGACCGCGUUUGCUUGGAUCGCAGACUCCCAUUGAAACAGACUCGAGGAUGAAAAUGCUGGACAAUUCCCACAGUUUUCAGACUGCUGGAGACGUUUUACGUCAUAAUUUGUAUCGUGA